AUGCCUUUGUCCUUGAACGCGCAGAACUUUUUGGAGGUUUUCACUCCUUCGUCAGCAAAUGUGCUGUCUCUAGAACAAGAGGAUCCUUCAUCAAAUAGCUCGCAAGUUUUGGACUGGAUUGCGGAAGUCCUGGACGUCCAAAAUGCUGAUCUGGAGGAGCCACCGCUGAGGGUACGCAACUCGCUCCGUAACAUCGGGACUGGCAACGAAAUCUUAUUUGACGGGCUUAUGAGACUACUGAGAUUCCACUUGAACAACCAGGGGAGACAGCUUGCGCGAUCAAUGGCCAAGUCCCCGACGACAUCCAACGUCCCCAGUUUAUUCGAGUGGAUUGUCAAUGUAAGACAAAAAACAAUGUACUUUGCGUCGCUUACUGCCUUGGUUGCCGAUCAAACCAGACUUGUGACACGCUGUAUCAACGCUAUUUUCCAGACAACGGCAUUGGAUCCCGUUGUUUUUGCCAGUCUUCGUGAAUGGUACGACAACGGACUCUUUUCAGACCAGAGCUUGAUGUCCCAUGAACAGCUGGUAGAAACCGCGAAGAUACUCACUCAAAUAGAACUCGGCGAUGAAUUGACUCAGAUGGUUAUCGAGUUAUUUAAAAACCGGAUCAAGCUACACGUACAGACCAAAUGCUCAGGAGUCUGGAAUAGACCUGUGCUCCAAGAUCUCUCGAACUGGACCCACCAGAUUCUUGUUCCAAAGCUCGGCGAUAUUCUGCCUGGUCGACUAUCCGGAUUCCACCUUUGCUCUUCAGGAACUUCGUGCUUGCAUGUCAACCGCAGAGCAGAAUGCCCAACUAGUGAACUCAUUCAUCCAUUUGUCAAGGAAGAGGUUACUUCAUGCUGGCGUGAACACCAUCGACAUUAUCAAAUGCUACAUUUCAACCAUUCGGUCAUUUUUGAUCAUCGAUCAUCGUGGCGUCUUGCUGGAUAA
Messenger RNA from Ogataea angusta, 936 nucleotides. RefSeq lists its product as uncharacterized. The coding region runs from base 1 to 936 and encodes 311 amino acids. Lineage: Eukaryota; Fungi; Ascomycota; Pichiomycetes; Pichiales; Pichiaceae. The record is from RefSeq and is a predicted model, not a curated record. The transcript has 2 exons.